Molecule: messenger RNA, 5033 nt
Organism: Onthophagus taurus
Lineage: Eukaryota; Metazoa; Arthropoda; Insecta; Coleoptera; Scarabaeidae
Gene: Atpalpha
Product: sodium/potassium-transporting ATPase subunit alpha
Biological process (GO): intracellular sodium ion homeostasis; sodium ion export across plasma membrane; proton transmembrane transport
Cellular component (GO): plasma membrane
Molecular function (GO): P-type sodium:potassium-exchanging transporter activity; ATP binding; ATP hydrolysis activity
Source: RefSeq, a predicted model, not a curated record
CAGUUGGCUCGCGCCAGUGAUCGUGUGCUGUGUUGAAACGGACGCUUGGUGUGUGUCGACAACACUUUUAAAACCCUUUUAAAAAGCCCUCCUCUAAGAACACCACAAACUCAGAUCACACCGCGUCACGCACUCUUUAUGAAGUUUUUGUAUAUUUAACGGCGACAACUGCACCGGAACACCUUAGAAGUGACCCUGCUACAACAACAGGCGGACCGCAAUGGGGGAGCACGGACGAACAGAUUCUUAUCGUGUGGCUACGAUUCCAACGAAUUACGACGACAACAAAACCGCAGAUGGUAGAGUGAAGUCACGGAGGAAACAUGUCAAAAAGCCCAGAAAAGCAGAUGACCUCGAUGACCUCAAACAAGAAUUGGACAUCGAUUAUCACAAAAUUUCACCCGAAGAACUCUAUCAACGGUUUCAAACUCACCCAGAAAAUGGCCUCAGUCAUGCGAAGGCGAAAGAAAAUUUGGAACGAGAUGGUCCCAAUGCGUUAACGCCGCCCAAAACGACACCCGAAUGGGUCAAGUUCUGCAAGAAUCUCUUCGGUGGUUUCGCCCUGCUGCUGUGGAUAGGCGCCUUUCUUUGUUUCAUAGCUUAUUCGAUCCAGGCGAGCACAGAAGAUGAACCCUCAGAUGAUAACCUUUACUUAGGCAUUGUAUUAGCUGCCGUUGUUAUCGUUACAGGUAUUUUCUCGUAUUAUCAAGAAAGUAAGAGUUCAAAAAUUAUGGAAUCCUUCAAGAACAUGGUACCACAAUUCGCGACCGUUUUAAGAGAAGGUGAAAAGUUAACGUUAAGGGCCGAAGAUUUGGUAUUAGGUGAUGUAGUAGAAGUAAAAUUUGGAGACAGGAUACCGGCCGAUAUCCGUAUCAUCGAGUCCCGAGGUUUCAAGGUCGACAACAGCUCGCUCACUGGUGAAUCUGAACCACAAAGUCGUAGCCCCGAAUUCACGCACGAAAACCCAUUGGAGACGAAGAACUUAGCCUUUUUCUCUACGAAUGCCGUCGAAGGAACUGCCAAAGGUGUCGUGAUUAGUUGUGGUGAUAACACAGUAAUGGGUAGAAUCGCUGGAUUAGCUUCCGGAUUGGAUACUGGCGAAACUCCGAUCGCUAAAGAAAUUCACCAUUUCAUUCAACUUAUUACUGGUGUCGCUGUAUUUCUUGGAGUAACCUUCUUCGUUAUUGCUUUUAUUUUGGGUUAUCAUUGGUUGGAUGCUGUAAUCUUUUUGAUUGGUAUUAUCGUCGCCAACGUACCCGAAGGUUUAUUGGCUACCGUAACUGUGUGUCUUACGUUAACUGCUAAGAGAAUGGCCUCAAAGAACUGUUUGGUUAAGAAUUUAGAAGCUGUAGAAACAUUGGGAUCGACAAGUACCAUUUGUUCUGAUAAGACCGGUACAUUGACACAGAAUAGGAUGACUGUUGCUCACAUGUGGUUUGAUAAUCAAAUUAUUGAAGCUGAUACCACUGAAAAUCAAUCUGGCGUACAAUACGAUAGAACAAGUCCAGGAUUUAAAGCUCUUUCGCGGAUCGCAACAUUAUGUAACAGAGCUGAAUUUAAGGGUGGUCAAGACGGUGUACCAAUUUUGAAGAGAGAAGUCAAUGGAGAUGCUUCAGAAGCAGCACUUUUGAAAUGUAUGGAAAUCGCUUUAGGUAACGUUAUGAAUAUCAGAAGGAAAAACAAGAAGGUUUGCGAAAUUCCGUUCAACUCGACGAAUAAAUUUCAAGUGUCCAUUCACGAAAACGAAGAUACGAAUGAUCCUAGACACAUCUUGGUGAUGAAGGGAGCUCCUGAAAGGAUUUUGGAGAAAUGUAGCACCAUCUUUAUCUGCGGAAAAGAAAAAGUCCUCGACGACGAAAUGAAGGAAGCUUUCAAUAACGCUUAUUUGGAAUUGGGAGGUUUAGGUGAACGUGUGUUAGGAUUUUGCGAUAUGAUGUUACCAACUGAUAAAUUCCCAAUGGGUUUCAAGUUCAAUUCAGACGAUCCCAAUUUCCCAUUAGAAGGAUUUAGAUUUGUUGGUCUUAUGUCUAUGAUUGAUCCACCAAGAGCUGCUGUACCUGAUGCUGUAGCUAAAUGUAGAAGCGCUGGUAUUAAGGUUAUUAUGGUUACUGGUGAUCAUCCAAUUACUGCCAAAGCCAUUGCAAAAUCCGUCGGUAUCAUUUCCGAAGGCAACGAAACAGUAGAAGACAUUGCUCAAAGAUUGAAUAUUCCCAUUUCGGAAGUGAACAGGAAUGAUGCCAAAGCUGCAGUUCUUCACGGAUCCGAUCUCAGGGAACUUAGCUCAGAUCAAUUGGAUGAAGUUUUAAGGAAUCACACUGAAAUUGUCUUCGCCAGAACGUCUCCACAACAAAAAUUGAUUAUUGUUGAAGGUUGUCAAAGAAUGGGUGCUAUUGUAGCUGUAACUGGUGAUGGUGUAAACGAUUCUCCCGCUUUGAAGAAAGCCGAUAUUGGUGUAGCUAUGGGUAUUGCUGGUUCUGACGUAUCUAAACAAGCUGCAGACAUGAUUCUUUUGGAUGAUAAUUUCGCUUCGAUCGUAACAGGUGUUGAAGAGGGCCGUUUAAUUUUCGAUAAUUUGAAGAAAUCCAUCGCGUACACUUUAACCUCAAACAUUCCCGAAAUUUCACCUUUCCUUGCCUUUAUCCUCUGCGAUAUUCCAUUGCCUCUUGGUACCGUCACUAUUCUUUGCAUCGAUCUUGGAACUGACAUGGUGCCAGCAAUAUCAUUGGCUUAUGAAAAAGCCGAAUCAGAUAUUAUGAAACGUCGCCCCAGAGACCCUUUUGGCGAUAAAUUAGUAAACGAAAGAUUAAUCUCAAUGGCAUACGGUCAAAUCGGUAUGAUUCAAGCGGCCGCCGGUUUCUUCGUUUACUUCGUCAUCAUGGCUGAAAAUGGUUUCCUUCCAAUGCAACUCUUCGGUAUACGUAAACAAUGGGAUUCAAGGGCAGUUAACGAUUUAACCGAUUCGUAUGGACAAGAAUGGACAUAUCGUGACAGAAAGACUUUGGAGUACACCUGCCAUACCGCAUUCUUCGUUUCCAUCGUUGUUGUACAGUGGGCCGAUUUGAUCAUUUGCAAAACGAGACGUAACUCUCUCGUUCAUCAAGGCAUGAGAAAUUGGGCUUUGAACUUUGGUCUCAUUUUUGAGACAGCGCUUGCUGCCUUCCUCUCGUACACACCUGGCAUGGACAAAGGUCUACGUAUGUUCCCACUCAAAUUUGUAUGGUGGCUUCCGGCGUUGCCGUUCAUGUUGGCGAUUUUCAUCUACGACGAGACGAGGCGUUUCUACUUGAGACGUAACCCGGGAGGAUGGCUAGAACAAGAAACCUACUAUUAAGAGCGAAAUAGCCCAGUGUACUGCCAUACCUGUGUUGCCGUUUCGGCAUCGCGCAGGACACAUAGAUUAUUAUAUAUACAAAAAAAAUUAUAUAUAUAUUCGAUAGGAAAGAUUUCGUUCCAACGCGCUCGCGCUUUCAAGCAAAAAAAAAAUUGUCUCUGCAUACAUACAUAACAUUAACAAAGAAAAAAAAAAUACAUAAAUACGUUUUAAAUGGGUUUUAUCGAAUGCACAAUAAAUAGUGGAAAGAGAAAAAAAAAGUAAUUAUUACUACUAAUGAUAACGAUACUAAUAAUUAAUUAAUUAAUUAAAUAAUAACGAUAAUAAAUUAAUGGAUAAAACGAUAUCGUUCCCUAUCGAUAUGUUGUACAAAUCCUGUUGCUAAUUUAGAAGAUUCGCUGCUUAAAGCGGUUUUAUAAUGUUAAGGGUGAGUGUGCGAGUGCGGUGGCCGUCGAUCCUCCCAAAAUUCAUUAUUUUUAACUUUAACACCCCACAAAGAAAAACACACCAACAAAUACACACUCGCGCACACCAAAAUUAUCCUCCCCGCGAUUAGAAGAGUACCUUCUUCAUAAAGUGACAUCGCAUUCGCACAUUAGAUUUAAAAAUUAAUUAAAAAAAAUCGAGAAAAUCAGAAUUACGAUACAGAAAAAAGUGGAUUAGAAAAGUUUGGUUUGAAUCUCAAAGUAUAUAGAAAAAAGAGAUCCGAAGCUGGAAAUAAUAGAAGAGAAGAAGUAACAACAACCAUUCACUGUCGAAGUAAAAAAAAAAUCCAGUAGUAGCAAUGGUGUUUUCUAACAUUCCAAGUUGAAAACAGUAAAUUGCCUUAGUGCUGUCAGUCUGUUUGGUCCGUAUUUUGGGGGCGGAGGCGGGUAUUAGAGUUAGCGCGGCGCCGGCGUCUCGGCAGGGGCGGGUUUGCUGUUGGGCCCCCACCGUGCCACCCCCGGCCCGCACUCCGCCUCUCUUUCGCCCAAACCCCCGAAAAUAGAAGAAAAACUAAGCAAAAAAUAAAUAAAUUCAAUGUGAAUGAACGAGGUAGUAUUAUUAGGCUUUCAACACUUAGGUUUAGCUAGAGUUGUAACUGUGUUGUUAUAUCGUGUUAAGUGUAAACCAGUCGGUCGUGCUCAAUAAACAUGACUACUAAAUCACACGAUUGUAUAACAUUUGACGUUUUAUUAUGAUUAUAUCACUAUUAUUAUUAUUAUUAUAAUUAUUGCCACUACGUUUUUUCGUUGUAACGUUUUUUAGUAGCAUAGAAAAAGAAUUAAAUUAAAACGAGAUGUUUGGAAGCGAGACAUUAACUAAAAGAAGAAAAUUAUAAUAACGAAAGCGAAAAGAGGAUGAGGAACGGUUUAGCAAAAAAAAAAAUAUAUAAACAAUAAACGCGGGCAGGCAAUAACAGGGUGGGAGACGCACGUUAAACGAAAAGUCGUCGUCGUACACGAUACUUAGCGGCCACACGUCCUAUUCUGUAUUUCGGUUAGUUGUGUCGCAGAGGAUCUGCUUCGUAGGGCCCUAUUUUCAUAUACUCUCUCGCGCCCUGGUCCGAGACCAGCCCACCACGGUAUUGUUAUCUUAUUGUAAAUAUUUUUAAGUAUCAGUUUAUUAUUCGCUUGUGUUCUUUUCACAUUCAUGUUUUAGUACAUAAAGCUGUAAAAAUUUUGGGUUUUAAUAAAAUGGAUCAUAGAAUUAAAGUUUAAAA